CUCUCGCGGAGCUUGAAGGAGCGCUCGGGACCCGCGGCGGUCUCGCGGUGCCUGGGCUGGAGGUCGUUGGAGUCACUGUCGCGCGCCAGUCAUGCUGCUUUCCCGCCUCAGCGGCCCCGCCGCCGCGCUCCGCAGGGGCAUCGCCACCUCAGCGCAGAGCAAUGCUAAAGUGGCAGUGCUUGGUGCUUCUGGAGGGAUUGGCCAGCCUCUUUUCCUGAGCCAUCUCAGCCUAUAUGAUAUUGCUCACACCCUUGGUGUUGCAGCUGACCUUAGCCACAUUGAGACAAGAGCCAAUGUCAAAGGGUUCAUUGGAUCUGACCAGUUACUGAAGCUGUUUCAAAAGGGCAACUUUGACGUGAUCCAGGAAGAAGUAGGCAAGAAUUUGCUGGAGUUUGACAUAGGGAUGUAA
Pelodiscus sinensis (Chinese soft-shelled turtle) is the source of this 409-nucleotide messenger RNA. Lineage: Eukaryota; Metazoa; Chordata; Testudines; Trionychidae. The record is from RefSeq and is a predicted model, not a curated record.